Copidosoma floridanum is the source of this 901-nucleotide messenger RNA. RefSeq names its product pre-mRNA processing factor 31 (gene Prp31). The record is from RefSeq and is a predicted model, not a curated record. Gene Ontology annotation, cellular component: precatalytic spliceosome; U4/U6 x U5 tri-snRNP complex; U4 snRNP. NCBI's taxonomy places the organism in Eukaryota, Metazoa, Arthropoda, Insecta, Hymenoptera, Encyrtidae. Gene Ontology annotation, biological process: mRNA splicing, via spliceosome; spliceosomal tri-snRNP complex assembly.
GUUACGCGGUACGCGCUACGCUCUCGCGGUGUAAUCCGCAAUCAUCACCAGCAGUUGCAUAUGUGAGACGUUACAACGUUCUGUAACUGCUGGUGGUGAUUGCGGAUUACACCCCAUGUGCCCGCGGCCUUAGCUUUAGUAAUCGAACACAUCUAGUUGUAACCUUCCAGGCUUCUUAUGAAAAAUUGUCUACUUUUUCAGUGAUGCAAAAUAUUAAUCAUCUAAAAUAGUUACGAAUCCAUAUUGAAAUAAACUUUAAGAUUGAAACAAGAAUUUUAAUAAAAGUUGCCUGAAUAGUUCAUUGUUAUCUAAAUAACGCUUUAUCCAUUUGACUGGUUUUUAUACAAGGUUUUAAAUACUUCCUAACUGAUUCAAAAUGUCUUUAGCUGAUAAACUUUUAGCAGAUCUUGAAGAUGAUGCUGAUAUUCAAGAAGAAGAAAUACUAGAACAGUUUUUCCCAGCAUCCUUGUCGUCAUCUAAAUUAACAGAGAAAGAAAUUAAAGUUGAUUCAAUUAAAGAACUUGCAAAGUUGCGAGACUCACCAUUAAUGCGAAAAGUCACAUCCAGUAUUGACAGUUAUAGUAAAAUUACAAGAAAAUCUGUGGACAUUGUUGGUCCAGUAGAAUCUGACCCAGAAUAUCAGUUAAUUGUUGAAGCUAAUAAUUUGGCUGUUGAAAUUGAUACUGAAAUUGCUACUAUACAUAGAUUUACAACAAGUAAAUACUCCAAAAGAUUUCCAGAACUUGAAUCCUUAGUUGUUGAACAUUUAGAGUAUUUAAUGACUGUCAAAGAAUUAGGUAAUGACUUAGAUAAGGCUAAAAACAAUGAAAUUCUACAAAAGUUUUUAACUCAGGCUACUAUUAUGGUUGUAUCUGUAACUGCUUCUACAACACAAGGGUGA